GGCCUAGGAUCCGAGCGGCCUGCAAACUGCAGAGAGCUCUAAUUCUCUCCCCGCCUCUCAGCUGAUUGGCAGGUGGGCGGGGCUUCCAGAGAGGCCUCCGUGUAGGCCUCCCUGAAGCCUGAACUUGGCAUUCCCCCGCAAGCCAGGAAGGAGUCAGGAAGAGUUCUCUGCAGCAGACUCUCUGCCCAGACCAUCCAACACAGCUUUUGCAAGGUUGAAGACACUGGCUUGAUUAAUCACCCACCAUGGACACUGAAAGUUAUUCAGCUGUUUGAAACACAGAGAGUGAGGCAUGGCAUGAUGGCUCUAGGUCCUAGUGGGGCAGGAAAAACAACGUGCAUCCACACCCUUAUGAAAGCUAUGACAGACUGUGGGCAGCCCCACCGUGAAAUGAGAAUGAAUCCCAAGGCCAUCACCGCACCUCAGAUGUUUGGACGCCUUGACGUCGCAAUCAAUGAUUGGACAGAUGGGAUUUUCUCUACUCUUUGGAGGAAAACAUUGAGAGCUAAGAAAGGAGAACACAUCUGGAUAGUUCUUGAUGGUCCUGUUGAUGCAAUUUGGAUUGAGAACCUGAAUUCAGUGCUGGAUGAUAACAAAACAUUAACACUAGCUAAUGGUGAAUCGAAUCCCUAUGGCACCAAACUGUAAAAUUGUUUUUGAGCCUCAUAAUAUUGACAAUGCCUCUCCAGCUACUGUAUCAAGAAAUGGCAUGGUGUUUAUGAGUUCCUCGGCUCUCAGUUGGAGCCCUGUUCUUGAGGGCUUUUUGAAGAAGCGUUCUCCACAGGAAGCUGAGAUUUUGCGUCAGUUGUAUACGGCAUCUUUCCCAGAUUUGUACUGCUACAGCAUCCAGUCUUUGGAGGCAAAGAUGAAGAUGCUGGAGGCCUUUGUGAUAAUGCAGAGCAUUAAUAUACUGCAGGGCCUGAUCCCUUGUAAGGAGCAGGGAGGAGAAAUAACAGCAGUGUACUUGGAAAGACUGUACGUCUUCUCCCUGAUGUGGAGUGUUGGAGCAGUGAUGGAAUUAGAAGACCGCUGCAAGAUGGAACAUUGGCUUCGUCAUCAUGACACUAUAAAACUUGAUCUUCCUAAUAUUACAGAAGCAUGUGAAGAUACUAUGUUUGACUACUAUGUUACCAAUGAUGGCAAAUGGAUGCACUGGAAUACCUGCGUUGAAGAAUAUGUGUGUCCUGCCAACAGCACUCUGGAGUAUGGAUCCAUCUUGGUACCAAAUGUUGACAAUGUGAGAACUGACUUCCUUAUCCAAACUAUGGCAAAGCAAUGCAAGGCAGUGCUGCCAAUUGGUGAACAGGGGACUGAUAGAACUGUCAUCAUCAAAGGGCAUAUGUCAAAAUAUAAUCCUGAAAGCCACAUGGCCAAGAGUCUGAACUUUUCAUUGGCAACAACCCCUUUCAUGUUUCAGCGCACAAUAGAGGGUUACGUGGAUAAGCGCAUGGGCACAACAUAUGGCCCACCUGCAGGAAAGGAAAUGACAGUAUUUACUGAUGAUGUGAAUAUGCCUAUAAUCAAUGAAUGGCGAGACCAGUGCACAAUAGAAAGUUACGUGGAUAAGCGCAUGGGCACAACAUAUGGCCCACCUGCAGGAAAGGAAAUGACAGCAUUAACUGAAGAUGUGAAUAUGCCUAUGAUCAAUGAAUGGGGAGACCAGUGCACAAUAGAAAGUUACGUGGAUAAGCGCAUGGGCACAACAUAUGGCCCACCUGCAGGAAAGGAAAUGACAGUAUUUACUGAAGAUGUGAAUAUGCCUAUGAUCAAUGAAUGGGGAGACCAGUGCACAAUAGAAAGUCAUGUGGAUAAGCGCAUGGGCACAACAUAUGGCCCACCUGCAGGAAAGGAAAUGACAGUAUUUACUGAUGAUGUGAAUAUGCCUAUGAUCAAUGAAUGGGGAAACCAGUAGGUUGGCCGCACUUGAGGAGGGGCUAAGCCCUGCCGGACCGGGCCCUGCUACACCAGCGUUACCGCCUCCUGCACCUGAGGUCCCAGCGCUGGAGCAGCCUUCACCAUUGCUACCUCCGCCUGCAGCACCGGCUGGCCAGCUGCCAACGGAUCCGGCUAAUCCUUUGCCCCCGGGUGAGCCAGUUGCACCUACACCACCUGGCGGCACCGGCCAGUGGCCUUCCUUUCCCUGGCCGAUGCCUGCCAUGGGUGGAUGGGGCCCAGCUUCCUACUGGCCCCCAUAUACACAAUCUUGGGGUGUGGGUUCCCCGCUGGUUUUUCCCAGGGUUAUGUCAGGCUUACAAGGUGCUGCGGAGCAGGUUUGGUCAGGUAAUUGGCCUCCCGGUGGGUCGCUCCCGCCCCCAGGGGUGGCUCCUGCUUCAGUUACCACUAUGGGGUCCCAACCAGGUUUUUACCCAAUGGGUAUUGUGCCGUCUCCACAACAUGCGCCCUAUGGGGGUAUGGGGCUCCCGCUAGGCGAUCACUUGCUCCCUUCUACGAAGGAAAAAAUUCUGAAGGGGGAAUAUGUAGACAUAUUUAGUUUAUUGUUUAGGGAACCCGAGGUUAAGCACAAGGAGGGGGAAUCCUGUAAGGAGCAUGAAGCCACCAAGAGGAAACCAGUUGAGAAAACUUGGAACAACUGGCUUUCCGGCUUCACGAUUUAUAUGGGGGUUAUUGUUCAGGCCCAACCUGCAAGGGGUCCUGCCCUUCUUAAAUACAUGGACAUUAUUCACAGGGCGGUCUCCGACUUUUCCGGAUCUUCCUGGGUGCGAUAUGAUGAGAGUUUUAGAAUGCGGGCAGCUUUGGAUCCCACCUUACCCUGGGAUGCUCCUUUGCAGGAGCUAUGGCUGGUUACUAUGUCUCCAGCCCGGCCGAUAGAGGGAGACAGGUCGGACAGUGGGCAUUUGCUUUCUAAACCGUCCGGGGUUCCACCUGCGGGGGGUACGGGGCAACAGUGGGUUCAACCCCACCUUGUUUGCUGGGAAUUCAACACCAAUGGCAGGUGCUCCCGUUCCCCCUGUCGGUUUAAACAUGCCUGUGGUGUCUGCGGGGCACGUCACCCAAGUUCCUCCUGUCCUAGGGCCAAGUUCGGGGGCUCCGGGGGCAAGUUUAGACAAGGGAACAACAAAAAGGGUGCCCCUCCCCCACCCCCUUCGAAUAAAGGGUCCUAGCCCCGUCAGGUUAAGGGUGCUGCAACGGUUGUUGUUGGAUUAUCCAGACCAUUCAGCGGCUUUGUAUUUGUUGAGUGGCUUCCGGGAUGGGUUUCGGAUUCCCUCUUCGGCGCGUAGGGGUUUAAGUAAUUCCCGCAACCUAAGAUCGGUGGUGGGCAAGGAGGAGAUUGUACUUAGGAAGAUUAGAAAGGAAGUGGCCACGGGCCGGGUGAUGGGGCCUUUUGCUAGCCCCCCCUUCCCGGGCCUUAGGGUUUCGCCGUUAGGGGUGGUUCCUAAAAAGGUCCCUGGUGAAUUCAGGUUGAUUCAUCAUCUUUCCCAUCCCAGGGGGUCAUCGGUAAAUGAUGGCAUCCCUGAUAGCCUAUGUUCUGUACGUUACACCUCAUUUGACGAGGCCGUAAAGGUGGUUAGGAGCAGGGGCCCAGGGGCCCUCUUAGCGAAAUGCGAUAUUGAGUCCGCUUUUCGCCUGUUGCCAGUGCAUCCGGAUGACUUCGAGUUGCUGGGUUUUACUUUUGCAGGUAAUUUUUAUUUUGAUCGGGCUUUGCCUAUGGGCUGCUCGAUUUCCUGCGCGGCAUUUGAAGCAUUUAGCUCCUUCUUGGAAUGGGCAGUCAGGCGUCUAGCGGGCCUCUCCUACACGGCUCAUUAUUUAGACGAUUUUCUUUUUGUAGGCAGAGGGAAUUCUGGGGAGUGUCACCAUUUACUGCGCUCCUUCAUGGAGCUGACGGACCAGCUGGGUGUGCCCUUAGCACAGGACAAGACGGAAGGGCCGGUCACAUGCCUUUCCUUUUUAGGAAUUGAGCUGGACACCAUUGCUGGUUGCUCCAGGCUGCCUCAGGCCAAGCUGUUUGUCCUCUUGGACAUGGUUCGGUCCCUGGGUCGAGCCCGUAAGGUCUCCCUGAGGGAGCUGCAAGUGGUUUUAGGUCACCUCAACUUUGCUUGCAAGGUGGUGGCUCCGGGCCGGGCCUUUUUGCGCCGGCUGUGUGACUUGACGGUGGGUGUUCGGGCUCCCCAUCAUAGAGUGCGGAUUACGGAGGGCGUUCGUGCUGACCUUGCCCUCUGGGAAGCAUUUCUUACUGACUUCAAUGGGGUCGCGUUUUGGCGACAGGAUAGACUACUUGAAACCGACCUACAGGUCCACUCUGAUGCGGCAGGUGGAAUUGGGUUCGGGGUUUAUUUUAGGGGACGUUGGUGUUCCGCUAGGUGGCCUAUGGAAUGGGUUAGGCGUGGGAUUGCUCGUGAUUUGACCUUUUUAGAACUUUUCCCAAUUGUGGUGGCCAUGCAUAUUUGGUCAGCUGAGUUUGCCAAUUCUUCAGUUUUGUUCUGGUGUGACAACCUGGCGGUGGUCCAGAUUGUCAAUACCCAGACCUCCCAGUCACCGAGGGUCAUGGGCUUAGUUAGGGCUUUGGUUUUACAGUGUCUGCGGGCUAACAUCCUUUUUCGCUCCCGCCAUGUCCUGGGUAUACGGAACGACAUAGCUGACGCUCUGUCUCGUUUUCAGUUAAACAGGUUCAGAGAGUUAGCACCCGAGGAUGCCCUACUCCCGGAAUCCAUGCCGGCCUUUCUUUGGGAACUUGGCGGGCGGAAGCACAGCAGGCCAUAGCGGCAUCUCUGGCGCCUAGCACCAGAGCGAGCUACGCAGCCAAGCUGGAGGCUUUCUCGCUUUUUCGGGAGUCUGAAGGUUUGGUGGAUGUUUGGCCUGUCCCUGUAGAACACAUCCAGCAGUUUCUGGUUUUCCUUCAUAGGGCGGGGCGUGCGGUGUCCACCCUGGGGGGCUAUUUAGCCGCGCUAGCCUUUGAAGCCCAGGUUCGGGGGGUUGGUGACUCAUCCGCCGACCCUCGGGUGCGGCGUAUGUUAGAGGGUUGGACCAGGGCGGAACCCAGGCCCAGGGAUUCCAGGCGCCCUUUUACUUUGGAUCUGGUGGCUCCCACAUUGGACCGCCUGGUGGGGUGCUGCUCGGGGCCAUGGGAGGUGUCGUUGUUUAGGGCUGCGGUCUUAGUUGCCUUCUUUGGGGCCUUUCGCCCAAGCGAGCUGCUCCCCCGCAGUGGGUCCUCCCCCCGGGUCCGCUGCUUGCAAUAUUCCGAUUUAACAUUCGGUGAAGGGGAAGCCCGCUUGUUCCUUCGUCGCUCUAAGACGGAUCAGAGGGGCAGGGGCCAGACAGUUCGCCUUGUAGCGGCCAGGGAGGUGAGUGUGUGCCCCGUAGCGGCCUUGAGGCAUUACGUUGGGUUAGCCCCUUUUGCAGGGAGCUGUCUUUUUAGUCAUAGUGAUCAGACUCCUCUUACGCAGUAUCAGUUUCUGGCGGUUUUGAGGAGGGCUCUGAGGGCUGCGGGGGUUCCCCUCCAGGGAUUGACGUUGCAUUCAUUUCGUAUCGGUGCAGCCACCACCGCUACGAAUAUUGGGCUGCAUGAGUCUGCCGUCCAGAGGAUUGGAAGAUGGAGGUCCGUGGCGGUCAGGCGUUACGUGCGCUGACAGCGGGCGGUUGUUUUAUGUACUGUUGACUUUUUAUAUUUUUCUUGACAGGUGCUGGUGGGGCGGCGGUCCCGGUCCGAGUCCUGAUGUGUGGCCAUUCCUUGGUCUUUUGGGCUUUCAAGCGGGCCAGCACCUCCCGCUGGGGAUCCCAGCUGGGUUUUGGACGCAAAGCUUCAGUUUACUGGUUGGGCAUGAGGGGCAUGCUCUGGAAUCAGUUGCUUCCAGCGUUAAGGGAUCAUUUAGACAGGUUUCCUUCUCCUGACAUUCUUGUUCUUCAUCUUGGGGAGAAUGAUCUGGGCCGGCGGCCUGGUCUCGCCAUCUUUCAGCAAGCCUCAUCGGAUUUGGCUAUUUUGCGCAGGUGGAUGCCUGGUGUAUACGUGAUUUGGAUUAAUUGGCUCCAACGCAGAGUUUGGCGUGGUGCUCGCUCUGGUCUUAGUCUAGAGCGGGCACGCAGAAAAAUUUCAGCUGCAAUAGGCAGACUGGUGAUGGCAGCUGGGGGGUCGGUGGUUCGGCAGCCGGAUUUGGCUGCUCGCUUCCCCGAGCUCUUUCGCCCUGACGGGGUGCAUCUUUCCGAAAAAGGUUGUGAUUUAUAUUUACACAAUAUCCGUGAGGCUCUUGCUGAAAGUUUAGGCAAAUGUGGGGCAGGAAGGUCAAGCGAUGGCUAACCUUCCUGGGUGGCAGGAACAGUGCGGGCUGUGGGGUAAGGAGGUAUAGAUUUAGGUGAGCACCCUUGGGCAUUUUUUAGGUGGAUUGGUCAAUCGCUUCCUUGUGGCCUGUGUGGCACGGGAAGACUUUGAUUGCCAAGAAACCUGCUUCAGGGCUUCACCAACCUUUGGGCUGUGCGGUCCGGGGCGGUAAAGAUCCGAAGCUGUUCAGAUCCCCUCUUUAAAAGGGGGGGUUGGCUUUGAAGGAAUUGGGCAGGAGCUGCCUGCCUCUUUCCUGAGCCAGGGUGUGUCGCCCUUGCGGGCAAUGGGUAGGACGUUUUGAAUCCUAGCCCAUGCCUAGGUGCCCGCACUGUUUAAGUUGGUGAUUAAUCACCUUGUUUCAGGCCGCCAUGCCUGUUGUUGUUAAAUAUUAAUAAAGCGUGGCCCGUUUCUCCCAUUAAAAAAAAUGUCUCUGUGUCUUCUUGGGCCGGGGUCUGGGUACAAAGAGCAAAGUCCAGAAAAUAGAUCCCAAAGUCAAUGGGGAACAUGCAAGUGUAUCAUUUUUGUGGGGAAAUUGAGUGGGAAACAGUAACUGAUAUCCUGAUUAAUGCAGCAUGGGUGUAAUAUAUAUGUUUUCUUCUUCUUCUUCUUCUUCUUCUUCUUCUUCUUCUUCUUCUUCUUCUUCUUCCGCCUCCUCCUCCGCCUCCUCCUCCUCCUCCUCCUCCUCCUCCUCCUCGUGUCUUCUAGUUUAUUCUGCCUGUGGUGACCAAACAAUGAAAAUAGGGGAGGUGAUGCAUGAAUUCUUCUGGAUGAAAACGGGACUAAGAGACUAACUAGCUGGGACCUUAGUCUUUCCCUCCUAAUGAGCCCUUCCAUGGCUGCCAUUUUGUUCUGAGAGAGAAGCCUCUCCCAGAUGCCAAUGAUCCCAGCCUCCAUUUUGAGGCAAAUGAUAGCUGUAGGAGUUCCUAGUCUGGGUGGCAACAACAGUGAGGGUACAAAGUUAAAGCCUUCCUCCAUCCUUGCUAGGGUUCGGAUCCUGAACAUUCCCCACAGCUGUUACCAUUUUGAAAAACAACAACAGGGCCAGAUAUUGUGAUUUAAUGUUAUGUCUAGAUUGGUCCUCAUUACGUCAAACUAGAGUGGCAAACUAUAGAUUAAUCCACAAACUGGCUGUGAUGUCAAUGUCUUUCUAUUUAAAUGUUUUUAAAAACUCAACUGGGGUGGUGAUCAGCAAAUAUGGGUGUGAAUUGCAGCUUCCUUCCAGGGACAAAGAGCAACUUUGGAGGUCUGAUCUGGAAUUUUUCACCCACUGGCGAGAAGCAGAGAACUACAUGCAAGUUCUGACGAACUCGGGUCAUGAAAUAAUUAUACAAGUUCUCAUUGGUUGGAGGCCGCCGUGGAUAUUCCUUCUUCAUAACAGAUAUGAGAUCACCAGUGAUUUCAUCUAUUUCAUCAUGCGCAAACAAGUUGGAAACCUUUGGAGGGAAAAUCCAAUUUUAAAAAUGCAAUUGAUGUAUUCUAUGACCUGUCAGAUUAAAGAACUCAGUUAAUUUGUCAUCUGCUUUUUAACUACUGACUAAAUUGAUCAGUUAAGUAAGAAUUCUGUUACAAAAAUUUCCACAGAGGCACUUUUACAGUUAUUGGAGAUUAUAAAACCUUGUUAUCACUCCUAGUUAGGAGGCAACUUUUCUUUUCCCUUCUCUAUUCCAUGUGUACACUACAACCAAGAUGUUCUCAGAAAAUAAAGUGCUUCAAACAAGCAGCCCUACCAAGUAUUAUUUACUCAGAAAUCACCUCUUUGAAUCACAAAUAUUUUAGAAACCACUUGGAGGAUAGCCUUUCACUUGGUAGACCACUGUUAAUUGAAGAUGUUGGUGAAGAGCUGGAUCCAGCUUUGGAUAAUGUGCUGGAAAAAAACUUCAUCAAAACAGGUUCAACAUACAAGGUAAAAGUUGGGGAUAAAGAAGUGGAUGUAAUGAGUGGCUUCAGACUUUAUAUUACCACCAAGCUUCCAAAUCCUGCAUAUACCCCUGAGAUUGGUGCGAGCACUUCUAUCAUUGAUUUUACUGUCACCAUGAAGGGUCUAGAAGAUCAGCUCCUAGUCAUUUCAGUCAUUGUGACUGAAAAACAGGGAGAUACACUGCACAGUGGACUUGAGCAAUGCUCCACCAUUCAAUGUUUUAGAUUGUUUUAGAAACAAUCUAAAUCUCAUAGAGAUGCUGAUCGAUGCUCCUACUGUCAGUGAAUGGAACCUUCAAGGACUGCCAAAUGAUGAUCUAACCAUACAGAAUGGCAUAAUUGUCACAAAAGCAGCUCGUUACCCUUUGCUGAUUGAUCCACAGACACAGGGCAAGAUCUGGAUUAAAACCAAGGAAACCAGGAAUGAAUUGCAGGGAGAUACACUGCACAGUGGACUUGAGCAAUGCUCCACCAUUCCUUGUGUGCCACCCAGGGGAGAAACCGUGCACGUAUUCCCCGUGCUGGAAGAGCUUCAGCCAGAAGCCAGGAACAUCACUGGAGAGUGUGUGUAGGAAAAGCUUCAACCAGAGGCAGCACUGCAUUAAAAAACGGAAUGACCUCUAAAUUCAGUGCUGGACAUUUUAAUUUUGGAUGAGGUCCCUAAAUAACUGACUUUCACCACUCCUCUGUGUCUUCAUUCUGGAUGCCAUUCAGCUCAUGAUGAAUUAUGCUUGGAGCUGCAUCUGUAGCCCAUAUGUGGGCUACAGCGGGGAAUAUAGCAAAGGUCUACAUGUUCAAAAGCAUUGUUUAUUCUCACAAUAUA
This is a messenger RNA of Hemicordylus capensis (graceful crag lizard), 9011 nucleotides long. RefSeq names its product dynein axonemal heavy chain 5-like. NCBI's taxonomy places the organism in Eukaryota, Metazoa, Chordata, Lepidosauria, Squamata, Cordylidae. Gene Ontology annotation, molecular function: minus-end-directed microtubule motor activity; dynein light intermediate chain binding; dynein intermediate chain binding. The transcript is spliced from 17 exons. Bases 614 to 1912 code for a protein of 432 amino acids. Gene Ontology annotation, cellular component: dynein complex. Gene Ontology annotation, biological process: microtubule-based movement. The record is from RefSeq and is a predicted model, not a curated record.